This is a messenger RNA of Aplosporella prunicola CBS 121167, 1516 nucleotides long. RefSeq lists its product as uncharacterized. Gene Ontology annotation, molecular function: S-adenosylmethionine-homocysteine S-methyltransferase activity. The record is from RefSeq and is a predicted model, not a curated record. Gene Ontology annotation, biological process: S-methylmethionine cycle. The transcript is spliced from 2 exons. Bases 31 to 1143 code for a protein of 370 amino acids. NCBI's taxonomy places the organism in Eukaryota, Fungi, Ascomycota, Dothideomycetes, Botryosphaeriales, Aplosporellaceae.
AAACAAAAAACAAAAAAAAAAAAAAAAAACAUGAGCACACCACCGCCACCGCCGCCGCCACCCCUCCCAAACGCCCUCACCCUCGACGCCGCCCUCGCCACCGCCCUCGAAACCUCCCACGGCCUCGACCUCUCGACCCCGGAAUGGUCCGCCGCCGCGCUGCGCACGCCGCACGGCCGCGCCGCCAUUCGCGCUGUGCAUGAGGCGUAUUUCCGCGCGGGGGCUGAGGUCGCGACCACGGCUACGUACCAGGUUGGGGCUGUGAGCGAGAGGGACGGAGCUGAGGACAAGAAGGAUAACGGGGGCAACAGUGAAGACGACAACGCGGCGCUAAUACGCACGGCGGUGCGGCUAGCGCACGAGGCGCGAGAGCGCGUGCUUGCGGAGCGGGCAGCGCGGGAGGAAGAGCUGGGGAAGAGGCUGUUUGUCGCGGGGUCGCUGGGGCCGUAUGGCGCGUGCUUGGCGGAUGGGAGCGAGUACACGGGGGCGUACGGGGCGCGGGUGGGGGCGGCGGAGCUGCGGGCGUUCCAUCGCGGACGGAUUGGGGCGCUGGUGGGCGCGGGCGUGGAUCUGCUGGCGCUGGAGACGGUGCCGUGUGCGGAGGAGGUGGCGGUAGUGGUUCGCUUGCUUGAGAAAGAGUUUUGUGGUGUCAGGGCUUGGGUGGGGCUGAGCGUGAGGGAGCGUGACGAGCGUGACGAGCGUGACGAGCGCAAUGAAUGCGAGCAGCAAGACGACGACGACGACGCCAUCGUCCUCGCUGAUGGCAGCCCCCUGGCCCCUCUCUCCCACCUCCUCACCCUCUCCCCCUCCAUUACCGCCUUCGGGCCCAACUGCAUCGCACCGCACCUCGUCACACGCACUCUGCGCAUCCUGCGGCGGCACCAACCGCACUCAGACGCUCGCACAACGCGCAAACCACUGCUCUGCUACCCCAACAGCGGCGAGACGUGGGAUGCCGCUGGCAAGGCGUGGCGGGGCUCACGGGGCGGCGGCGCGGUGCUUGCGGAGCGGGUGCGGGAGUGGUGGGGCGAGGGCGCGCGGUGGGUGGGGGGGUGCUGUCGGACGGGCGCGGAGGAGGUGCGGGUUGUGGGGCGUGUUUUGGGGGAGUUGGGGAGGGGGGAGGGGGGAGGGGAGGGUGUAUAAAUGAAGACGCUUGCCGAAGAAAAGGCUCCACGACGGUUACUGGUUCCAUGUCCUAUUCUCUCCGUGCCGGGUCGGAUGAAGGACAUCUUAGAGGGUGUUUCAACGAGCACGUCUUUUGGAGCUCCCGGCCAGCAAAUGGAUGAGGUCAUGGGCGGCCUACAUGUGAAUGAGUACCGCGCGGCAGAGAUGAUGACGAGUAUCGACAUUAGGCGCUUCCAUCCCGUUGUGACGCUUAUCUGACUUUCGAAGUCCGUCCCGGGUUCGUCCGAUUCUCCGUACCAGCACCCGCUGCGGCCUGACGGUACUGUGUCCAUCCACCUCAUCACACGGCUUCUCAUUUUGGAGGAGUCGUCUCCACCAUCUCAGGUACCGG